This is a messenger RNA of Trichobilharzia szidati, 4389 nucleotides long. Lineage: Eukaryota; Metazoa; Platyhelminthes; Trematoda; Strigeidida; Schistosomatidae. The record is from the annotation of a GenBank genome assembly.
AUGAUAGAGCUGAAAUUGAUGGUACAAUACACUCUAAGAAAUCAAAUAGGAAAGUCCAGCAACCAGUUUUCAUGCACUCCUGAAGUAAUAGACAGAUAUGUUCGAAGCGUCUUUGAUUUGCCAUCAAAAACGUAUGAUGAACUGUGCACCCAGGCUUGUCAAGCUGAACCACCCAUCGUUGUAUUGAACGUUUCAGUGAUAGAAGCUAAAAACCUCGAGGCAAAAGAUUUAAAUGGAUUUAGUGAUCCAUAUUGUAUUUUGGGAAUCGUAUUCGGUCGUUAUUUUGGACAAAACGAAAAGUCAACCGUUUCAGAUGCUUCUGUCAAUAGUUCAACCACGAUGACAGGUCAGAAUGAUACAGAUAAUAUACACGCAUCGAGUUCCAUUCCUGUAUCAGGGAGAAAGGGAAUAGAUAAUAGUCAUAUGACACUUUCCCGUUCAUCUUUCCGACGUUUCGGUCGGUCAUUUCGUAAGCAUACAAAUAUGAGUGAUAAGGGACAAAAUGUUCACAGUGAUUUGCAAAAGAUUUCUGGUUCUAAUUGGUCAAAAUCUGUGGCGAAUAAAGAAGGAAAUGUCCCAAUCGGUGUGAUGAAAUCAACUCAAGUCAAAGAACAAACAUUGAAUCCUGUAUGGAAUGAAACAUUUCGACUCUCGUUACCAAUAGAUACGCUUGUCAACGAAGGUAUUAUCUUAUGGAAACCACCCAUCGUUGUAUUGAACGUUUCAGUGAUAGAAGCUAAAAACCUGGAGGCAAAAGAUUUAAAUGGAUUUAGUGAUCCAUAUUGUAUUUUGGGAAUCGUAUUCGGUCGUUAUUUUGGACAAAAUGAAAAAUCAACAGUUUCAGAUGCUUCUGUCAAUAGUUCAACCACGGUGACAGGUCAGAAUGAUACAGAUAAUAUACACGCAUCGAGUUCCAUUCCUGUAUCAGGGAGAAAGGGAAUAGAUAAUAGUCAUAUGACACUUUCCCGUUCAUCUUUCCGACGUUUCGGUCGGUCAUUUCGUAAGCAUACAAAUAUGAGUGAUAAGGGACAAAAUGUCCACAGUGAUUUGCAAAAGAUUUCUGGUUCUAAUUGGUCAAAAUCUGUGGCAAAUAAAGAAGGAAAUGUUCCAAUCGGUGUGAUGAAGUCAACUCAAGUCAAAGAACAAACACUGAAUCCUGUAUGGAAUGAAACAUUUCGACUAGAAAUAGAUGAUGUCUCAAUCGACAAACUACAUUUGGAUAUAUGGGAUCAUGAUGAAGAAACAAGUGUUUUAGAAGCAGUUCGCAGUUUGAAUGAAAUUCGAGGCGUAAAGCAACUAGGCCGUUACUUUAAGCAAGUCAGUCAGUCUGCACGUAAAAAUCAAACUGGUGAUAUGGACGACUUUUUGGGUUGUAUAACAAUAGAUAUAAAGGAUAUACCAUCCACAGGUUAUGAUCGUUGGUUCAAAUUAGAGGGUCGGUCGAAUCGUUCAAGAGUUCAAGGUGAAAUUCAUUUGGCACUUAGUUUAAGUGCACAAUCGGAUGUGAGUGAAUUUGAAAGUGAUAAGACCGUUGGAAUCCAAGAACACAUUCAAUUAUAUUAUUUAUUCAUGCUUCAUCAAAUAAAGCAGGAAAAUACUACUGGAAUUUCAUGGGAUGGUAAUAUAGCUGAUGAAGGCGAAAUAAUUCUCCACCAGCAUGCUAUUCAGAAUGGACUGUCAGAAAUUCAAGUUUCAAUGAGUCAGUGGAUUGCACUAACGCGUUUAAACUGUUCCACGUCUAUCAAUCAAGUUAUACUUUUACACACGUUCAAACGUUUAUUAUCUUUAUGGUCAGACAAGUCACUAACCAGAGAAGAGCUAAAUUAUCUGUCAGACUCAUUCAAAACAUUUACUGAACAUUCUCUGGUUUUAAUGUGUCGUUCACACCUAGUCUUCCAUAAUAUUCAGUCUGAAAAGCUAUUGGAUCUCAACCAUCUACUUGAGUGUUUAUGUAUGUUGCAUAACUCACGCCUGUUUCAGUUCAGUUCGCCCUUUUCAAAUUCCCUGCAGAAACAAUUCAUGACAUCAUUUAAGGAAUUCGUUCUCACACGUUAUGAAAAUCACAAGAUUGCAGCUAUGGGAAGAAAUGACAAAUUAGAAUUGGAACCUCAUGAAAUAACACAAUUGAUAAUGUUAAUGAAGUUAAUGAUCAAAGAUUUACAACAAUGUAGGGAAGUUUAUUUGCCAAUCAUCAAAACACACCUCGAUCUCAACGCCUUCACAUAUAUGUAUAAAUUCUAUGCGCAUUCAUUACAUCAAGAUUACAUAAGGACAGAUGUUCUACAGUAUCUCACACAGCCAGUCACCAGUCAAGAAUCCGGAACAAAAUGCACUUUAUCCAAUAGGAAGCAAUCUUCAGGAAAGACAAUGGAUUUGAAAAUGUUGUUUGUUCUUUACUUACUACUUAAAAAAUUCGAAAACAUGUUGGAUAUUACAACGGAAAUGAAGGAACAAAAGAAAUCAAGGAAUUUCGAUUGGUAUACAUGGUUUAAACCGGUGCUUUCAUACUGGAUUCAGCAGAAUAAUUUCCAGCUCUCGGCCAGUAUCGAUAAUGAUAUUCAGAAUGACCAGCUUACUGCGAGUAAUGAAAUACUGGUGAAUUUUCUACCUGAAGAAAUUGAAAAAGAGAAAUCUUUCGGUCUACACUCAUUAUCGAGUAUAAGGACAGCGAAUAAUUUGACAGGCGUAAUGCGUACAUGGAUGUUGAUUGAUUGGCCAGAUGAACAGACGAAGCAUAAUUUCACUAUAGAAAUUGUCAGAGUUACUUGUGAAAGUGCAUUGACGUACGCGAGACAGUUACACGAAAAACUACGUUUACAAGGAUACUGUGAUGAAGAAGGUCAAUUCGACAUUUCAAACUCGCUUUCUGUUGGCCUAAACAAUCUUGAACUAAUCUCGAAAUUAGUCCAGUGGAGUUUGCUAUUUCUAAAUAUACAAACCCCAUGGUCGCGAAAAGACUCUAAAGGGAAGAAUAAUAAUAAUACAUCACCAGCAACUCUUACUACUUUCAAUGUUGACAGUAGUAUAACUUCUCAAAGUAAAAACAAUAAUGUGACCAGUGAUGCUACGGUUGAAAAAUGUAAAUCCACGGAUGAUGAAGAAAUGAAAAUUUCCUACCAGAAAUUGGAAACACUGAAACGCCUUCAACACAAUGGUUACAGUGAACUUAUUCGAGUAUUGAAUCGCACAAUUUAUCGCAUGAACGCCAAGAUGAGACCGGAAAUACGAAAAAAUGUCUUUCAUCUGUGUUGGAGCCUGCGAUCGACUCCAGUUGACAAGGCUAUGCACGAGUUAGUUGUUUACUUGGAAUCGAAUAUAAAAACAUUAAAAAAUAAUGUCUCGAGUAAUCUGUUGCAACGUUGUUUACUGUCUAUAUGGCAUGAGUGUUUAGAACAAUAUAUUGAACAGACAGUUAAAGAGGCUGAGAUUGGAUCGAAUAGUGUUGGUGGUCCUGGAGCCUAUUUACAGUUAAAGCCAAAUUUUAAUACACUAGAAAAUUGUUCAACUGUUAUCCCGUUGUCUACACAUGAAAUGCAUGAAAUUGUGCCCAAUUUACCAGUGGAUAUUGAUAAAAAUCAAGUGUUUCGAGCGAAAUCAACUUUAGAAAGAUUGAAAAAGUCACUAGGCAUCUUACUUGAUUUUUUCUAUAAAAAUAGUGAUGAUCAAAUAACUAAAGGAGAUCUAGAAACAGAAGAGUACCAUAAUGUUCACUAUUUAAUUCAGUUAUAUAACAGCAGCACCCCGGAGGUUGUUGAACAAUAUUUUAUUGAAAAACUUCAAGAGCAAGAAUUAGCCUGUUCCUCAUCAUAUGGUAAACUGACAGUUAAAGUUAGCUAUCAGCGCUCAACAUUACAUGUAGACAUACAACGAGCUAAGAAUCUUGUACCGCUUGACUCCAAUGGUUUAUCGGAUCCAUUCAUAAUUAUUGAACUAUUACCUAAACAUUUGUUUUCUGAGACUCCAAAAUCCUCGAGAACAAAGAUUGUCAAGAACACAGUUGAUCCUGUGUUUGAUGAACAUUUUGAAUUUUCUGUUACACCUGAAGAAUUACAGCAUCCAGCUGCUUGUCUAGCAUUUACUGUUAUGGAUCAUGAUCUGAUAAUGUCAAAUGAUUUUGAAGGGUGUGUUUUUAUUCGGCCGUCAGUAACUGUGAAAACACAAGCUGAGAAAGAAGCAAGUCCAGAGAAUGCAAAACUUGUCUUCUCAACUACCCGAUCUCAGAAUCCAUCUCCUAGUGAAUAUAAACAACAGCAGAUAUGUUUACCGUUAAUACAUCCAAUUAGUAAAAAGAAUGGUGCAUUGGAUGUUUUGGGUCAACGUUCGGAUACCUAUGCCCAGGAAAUUUACAAACGUUGGAAAACUAUAGAAGACAGUGAAUUAAACCAAUAA